Acipenser ruthenus (sterlet) is the source of this 6060-nucleotide messenger RNA. RefSeq names its product uveal autoantigen with coiled-coil domains and ankyrin repeats-like. Lineage: Eukaryota; Metazoa; Chordata; Actinopteri; Acipenseriformes; Acipenseridae. The transcript is spliced from 19 exons. The record is from RefSeq and is a predicted model, not a curated record. Bases 268 to 4395 code for a protein of 1375 amino acids. Gene Ontology annotation, molecular function: actin binding.
ACAGCUUUGGAAAAACAGUUCACCGCACUAUUGGUUGUUGAAAACGUCUGUCGAGGAGUAGGUCAGGGCGUCAGGUGAAACUUACAAAGUAAGUGGGUGUGUGUAUGUGCGCUGCAGCAAGUGAAAAAGAGUACUGCACCUAAAGAUCGAAGAGUUCAAAUCAAGUAUCGGAACUUGCCACCCCCCUCCUCUCCAAAGAAACGCUGUACUGUCUUGUCCAGCAACAGGAUACGGGGGACGAAGGUGUUUUCCAGAGUUCCUGAGAAGAUGAAGAGCCUAAAAUCCCGAUUGAAGAAACAAGAAGUAACAAUCACUAAUACGGACUGGAACAAGUACGAUGACCGGCUGAUGAAGGCAGUGGAGAGGGGGGAAGUGGACAAGGUUUCUGCGACUCUUUCUAAGAAGGGAGUCAACCCCACCAAGCUUAAUGUGGAGGGACAAUCAGCGUUCCACCUGGCUGCUUCCAGAGGACACCUGGAUUGUCUCAACAUCAUGCUGGGCCAUCAUGUUGAUGUGACUGCUGCCGACGCCACUGGGAAAAAUGCCUUGCAUUUGGCUUCAAGGAAUGGGCAAUCACUGUGCGUGCAGAAACUACUCCAGCACAACUGCCCUACUGGAAACGUGGACCUGCAAGGAAGAACAGCGCUUCAUGAUGCUGUGAUAGCGGGCUGUUCUUCGAGCGUGAAGCUGCUGUGUGACAGUGGAGCCUCUGUCAAUGCAAAGGAUUUUGAUGGAAGAACGCCGCUGGUGCUGGCCACACAGAUGUGCCAUCCAAAGAUUUGCCAACUUCUGCUUGACCGCGGGGCAGACAUCAGUGCCAGAGACAAGCAGAGCAAGACGGCUCUGAUUUUGGGCUGUGAGUACUCCUGCAAGGACGCAGUGGAGGUGCUGUUAAAGAAGGGUGCUGAUGUCACAAUGAUGGACUCCCUGGGUCAUGACGGAUAUCACUACGCCAGGCUCUGUAAAAACUCUGAACUCCUGUCAAUGGUCAAGGCUGCCUAUGAUAACGCCAACAAAGCAAAGGAAGCGGCCAAGAAAGGACCGCAGUUUCACCAGGUGCAGAGUGUGGAGAAUCCACAUAGGAUGGAUCCGAUGAAUGCAGAGGCAGAAGCAAAUCUAAGUGGACAGAUAUUCCAGGAACUUGAGGUUGAAAACGAAGACUUGAAGGGUAGAUUGCGAAAGUUUCAUCAGGAACAGAGAGUGCUACUUGACAAGGUUAAUGGAUUACAGCAGCAGCUCAACCAGGAGAAGAGAACAGUGGAGGAACUCCAGAAAGAGAGAGAACAAUUAAAGCUCCUUUUAACAGCGAAAGACAAGGAAAAGGAUGAAAGUGUGAAAGCUAUGGAAGCAUUAAAGGACAGACUAAAGAACUGUGAGAGUGAUCACAUUGGCCAAUGUGGACUUAAAAGAAGAGAUCAUCUGCUUACAAAACAGUCCCGCAGCUUUGACUUAACACAGUCACAGUCUGUUGCCAGACCACUGGAGUUAAUGGCGGGCCCAGCCUCUCCAGGUGAAAACGAAGCCCUCAAGAAGGAAAUGGAAGUGUUAAGAAAACGGUACGAGGCAGCGAAAGAAGACCUGGGCAGGCUUCAGAAAGAGCUCUUGGGCAAGAUUCAGGAAUGCAAAAGUUUGUCUGAAAAAUGUGAGACAACAAAACAGGACUCUGACAAGCAAGUGAGGGAGAUGGAGGAUGCACUGAAUGACGUACAAAAGAGAAUGGUGGAUUCGGAGAUGAAAGUAAAGCAACUGCAGACUCAUGUGGUAGCGGUGAAGGAGCACCUGAACAACCAGGUGGUGGAAGAUCUGAAGGAACAGCUGCAAGAUGUCAAGGGGAAAUACGAGGGGGCCUCGGCGGAGGUGGGGAAGCUGAGGAACCACCUGAAGCUGAACGAGAAAGCACUGGAGGAGUACAAGAAAAGUGAAGGAAGGUUAGCGGAAGACAUGGAGAAGAUGCAGAAGGAACUUAGCAAGUCGAAGAGGGAGAGGGAGCAAGCGGCAAUGACGGUCAUGGACAUCGAAAGACAGAUGAAGGAGCUGGAAGCCAAACUGGCCUCCACAGUACCCGGAGAGAAAUUUGACAACAUGAAGAAUCUGCUUACGGAUGCUGUGGAUGAGAAGGAGGGGCAGAUCGCGGAGCUGAGGGAAGACUACGAAAGAGCACUGGAGGAAAUUGCGGGGAUGCAAAAAGAACUUGAUAGGCAUGUGACACUUGAGGAGUAUGACAGACUAAAGACUUCCUUCGAAGAUCAGGCUGGGGGUCUGAAGAAAAAACUUGCAGAUGUCACUGCCAAAAGUCAGACGUUGAUAAAGGAAGUAGAAAAGAACCAGCAGGAGAAUCAGUUACUUAAAAAGCAGCUGCAGGACUUGACUGUAAAAAUGCAAGCCCAGUAUGUGCCGUUAAAGUCGUAUGAAGAGGUGAAGAAAUCAUUGAGCAGCACCACCGAAGAGCUGAACAGGAAGCUUUCGGAGGUGACACAAAAGCACAUACGGGCUCGAGCUGAAAUGGAGAAGCUCCAAUUGGAAAAAGACACUUUAUGUGAAAAUGUGACCCAUCUGCAAGCCCAAUAUGUUCCACCUGAAAAGUUUGAGAUGGAGGUAACCAGCCUUUCAUCUCAGAAAGAGAGUCUAAAACAAGAGCUUGAAGAACUUGAUCAAAAAUACAACGAAAGGGAAAAAGAGAUAGACAAGUUACUCUCACAGAAUGCUGAUCUGAAACAAAAGAUGGAAAAGCAGUUUGUGCCAAAAGAGCUGUACAAAGAGAGUAAAAAUUCAUUAGAGAGGGCUAACAGUGACCUAUCUAAACUGGAGAAGCAGUACAGAGAGACCCAGCAAGAAUUCAAGAAAGUGAAGGAUGAAAACAUAACGUUGAGAGAAAAGUUGCAGGUUUUCGAGAAGCAGUUACACCAUGGAUACGUUAGUCUUAGCGAUCAUGAAGCAAUGAAAAACACCCUGAAUAACACUGUGUCAGAGCUUCAGCGCAAAGCUGUGACAGCUGCAUCUGAUUGUCAGAAAGCACAGGAGGAAACUUUGAGACUUCAUAAAGAAAUCGAGGAGCAGAAGAAAGAACUGGACACUAUACAGGAAGCAAUUCAGUCCAAGUUUGUUCCGGUGACUGUCGUUGAGGAAAAGCAACGCGCUUUUGACACAACGCUGAAGGAUCUGAGGAAUCGGUUGACAGAGAUGCAGGAGAGGCUGAGGGAAGCCAAGCUGGAGGGAGACAGUUCUAAGCAGGACAACGAGAAGCUUAAAGUGCAGAUUAUUUCUGUACAGCAGAGUAUGAAAACUGGAUACGUUCCGAGCGCGAAACAUCAAGAAAUCGAAAACGUGUACAAAAGAAGAACAGAAGAGCUUACCAAUGAGCUUGGGGAGCUAGCACGGAAAAAUGAAGACGUGGCUCUUCAGAAGAAAAUGUUGGAAGAAGAAAACGCCAAGUGCCGUUCAGGGUUCCAGGCGCUGCAGCAUCGCAUGCAAACAGAGUAUGUUCUGCAAGAGCAGUUUAAGACAAUGCAACAGUCUUUGAAUGGCACAAUCGAACAGCUUAAGAAUGAGUGUGAGAAAACAAAAGUGGCUUACAGACAUGAAUCUGAGAAAGUGAGGAUGUUACAGAAAGAACUAGAGGUUCACAGUGCUGGCUCUGUAGCGUUGGAAGAGCACAUUCGAAUGAAAGAGAACUUGGAGGGAGAGGUUGCAGAUCUGAAGAGCCUUCUAAAAAAGGAGGAAGAAAGAAUGAUAGAAAAGAUGGAGCAGGUGGUGUCCCUUCAGAGAGACCUGCACAGCGCCAGCAGAGCCCUGGAGCAGAUCAAAGAGAAGGAAGGCGAUGAGUUAUUGGUGUACAGAUCGGCAAAGAAUGCCCUGGAAGCAGAGGUCACUGGCCUCAAUGAACGUUUGUCAAGUUUGACAGAAAAGUAUGAGGAGCUGUGUGAGGAAGCCUUGCGCGCCAAGGACAAGGAGCUGACUGCAAAAACCGAGAAUGAGAUGCGGCAGGCCAACAGCCUGUCUAUUGAGAGAGAGAUUAAAGAACUGAAGGGGAGAUACGACGAAUCCUUGACCACGAGUGCCGACCUGCAGAAAAGGAUUCAAGAAUCUGCUGAACAGACGACAGCAAAGGAUAAAAAGAUCACGGAGCUCCUGAAUGACGUGGAGAGGUUGAAGCAAGCCCUUAAGUUGGCAUACACCAGCAACACUCCGACAAAGAGACAGAACCAGCAGGUGGAGACCCUCCAAACCCAGAUCAAGAGCCUGCAGCAACAGCUGGCUGAUGCUGAAAGGCGACACAUAGAAGUGGUUUCAGUGUAUCGAACACACCUCCUCAGUGCUGCACAGGGGCACAUGGAUGAAGAUGUGCAGGCUGCCUUGCUCCAGAUCAUUCGGAUGAGGCAGGAUUUUGUAUGCUAGGAACUGAACCACACUGAGUGCCGUACAGCCAUUGUGACCUUAAUCCUUCACUUCACGAUGCACUACAUAGCAUACCGAAGAAUACGCAACCAAGCAUCGCCUGUGACACAGAGGACCAUGGCGGAUUGUUUAAUGGUUUGAGAAAAAAAUGCAAAAGAAAUGAUGCCUAGUUUCGCCUUUUUCCCUCUAAAAUGCAGCCAGUUUUACUUAAUUAUUUUAAUGAAGCUGAUUUAAAAUAUUUUUAUAAGCUUCUCUGUAUGGUAAAUUCAGUAACCCCUUUUUUAUUUCCAAAUGAAGACGUGGAGCCUUUUGAAUACAAGUCCUAUUGUCAAGACAUUUAGAUUUCCUGCAGAAUAAGGACAUUACUAGUUCUGUUUCAUAUUUUACAAUUGACUAUAUAUGGGAGUAUGUUAUAAUACUACAUGUAACUUGCUCCCAAGAGUAAUGCAGCACUAUGCUGCACAUAACAAUAGCACAAUACUGUUUAACGCUCAGAAAACCAAGCCGUGACAUCACUGAGUCACGUCCCUGUGUCUUAUUUGGGACGUUUUCAGGCUGUCAGGAAGGUUCUUUGUUUUUAGAUUUCUUCUUUUUUUCUGUUUUAUUUUUUCUGAUUUGUUUUCCAGACGUUACAUUGUUGCCAAGCCUGUUGUUUCCCCAGGUAUAUUAUCAACAAUUACUUGUUACGAUAAUAUCUAUAUAGCAAGCUUUAGCACAAUUAUAUAUACACACUUUAAAUAAGUCUAACUGUACCAAUCUGCUUGUAAACAUCCUAAAGAGGUUUAAAAAAAAUUUCAUAUAACUUUCACUUUAAAUACAGCACGACUACAACAGCAAAAGAAUGUGACAGAUGAGUUGAAUUGAGGUCACAGUGUGUACUGAGGUGGCUGUGCUUCCGAUAGGGCUCCAUUCUCAUCUCAGUUAGGCUAGUGUGCCUGCAGACACCGGUACACAGUACUGGGUAAGCACUAGCCUUACUGGGAUUAAACCACUGCCCAGGGUUGUGGCUUGGCUGGCCAAGUUGCCUUGUAAUUUAACUAAGCUAGCUAAAAUACCAUGGCUUUGCCUUGCAGGUAAAAAUAGGAAUUUAGUUUUUAACUAGACUAACUUUGUGCCUUUUACAGAUAUAUUUUUUCAAGAAUGGCUUUGUUAUACUUUGAUUUAAACACUAUAUGAUAAUAUUAUUCAGCAGGACUGGAAUGGAAUAGGAUAAUGAUUGUUCUUGUUAACAUUUCUAAUGUCAGGGGGCACUGACCCUGGGAUACCCCCCCCCCCCUUUGUAUUUCUCCAGGUUGGUACUGUUCUUAAUAAGGUGUAGAUUACCCUCAUGGACUACUGUGUGUGAAAUAUGUAUCUAAUAACACUUUAUCUUGAUGUUUAAAGAAAAACAGAAUAGCCAAACACUUGUUUUAACAGCCUAUAAAAAGGCAAAUGUUUUUAUAGUAAUAAUAAUAAUAAUAAUUUGCUAACAUUUUAUUGUUAUUUUUUAAAGCCCCCCAAUCUGUAUUUGUCAGUGGUUAAACGCACCUCUAGAAGAAGUCCUUGUGGUACUGGUACUGAUGGUUAUAGUGCAGACGUUUCGUUUGGAAAUCCGGAUGGAAUUGUGUAUCCAUCUUAAUAAUUGGAUGUACCAGCAUUAAUAAAAGUGCCUAUUUUAGAAGAAAA